GACACAUUUUGUCGGCAACAUUACAACAGUUUCCCUAUAUGGUGAAUAGAGCGUUUGGAAGAAUAACACCGUAAAUAAAAAGCAAUUAAUUCUUGUUUUGAUGUUACCAUUUGCAUGAGUUUUUGCUUUAGACAGCCUUUCCAUCAACUUAUGAAAGGAACAUAACCAAAUAUGGAAACAUACAAAACAGAAAUAACGGAUUUACCAGUGAACAUUCUUAUAAAAAUCUUCAAAUGUUUGUCACACGAAGACCUGAUCACCUCAGUUAGAUGCACGUGUAAGAUAUGGAAUCAACUGACCUAUGAGAGGACUUUCUGGAAAAAGAUCAGUCUUUCCAUGUUCCCAGAUUCCAGCCUGACUACAGUCAGCUUUUUACAGGUUUUAGGAGACCAUGCUGACAGUGUGGAAGUGCUGGUUGUCAAUCUGGACAAACUAAAAGAAGACAUUAUUUAUCAUGAGGGAAUUUAUUGCCCAAACUUGGUUGAAGUGUGCCUUGAGGGAAUUUACUCUGUGAGUAUUAGUGAGAAACGUUAUGCAUCAAUUUAUGACUGUUUGAAAAAGCUUUCUCUCAAGUAUAGUCAUUUAAGAAGCUUGAACUUGUUGUGUUCGGAUUUUAUGACACAGUACUUUAAUGCUUCUGAUAUAAAUUCAGUUGCUCAACCAUCUCAACUGUAUUCAUUCUUUGAGAAUCUGACUGAAGUGAGAUUUGCCAGAGGAUCUCAGUUGGUUGCUGGUACUUGGUUUGAAGGGUGUUUGAAGACUUUUCUUGAGAAUCACAGAAAGUUAAAGACACUGAUGAUUAAGAGUUGCGACAUCCAAGCUAAAACAUUAGAAUUGAUUUUUACUGAGCUGCCAAAUAUUCAGCAUUUAGAUUUAUGUAACUCUUUUAAUGUUUUAGAAUUAUUAGAACUGGAAUCAUUUGUUGAUCUCUUUGGUCAAAGAACAUCUCUGAACGGUCUCAAAACUUUAUGCUUAAAUGAAUGCAAUCUUAAUGAUUACAUACUGAAAUGCUUGGUUAAAAGCAGUCGUCAUCUCAAGGAAUUAUCACUGACCGGUGCGUAUGGCAUUACAAACAUAGGACUGGAGUAUAUUGCUGAAGCAUGUCCAGAGUUGGAAAAGUUAUAUCUUAAUAAUAACCCAGGACUUCACCCAAAAUCAAAUAUAACAAGUGCAGGGAUAGAAAUAAUUGCAGAAAAAUGUUGUCAACUGACAGUUUUAAACUUGAACAAUUGUACGGAAAUCAGUGAUGUAUGUAUUCAGGCGAUUGCAUUGCAUUGCUCAAACCUUCAAAAUCUCAGUGUUGCAAACUGUUUGUCUUUGACUGAUAGUGCAUUGUCUUGCGUUGUGGAACACUGUUUUCUUCUACAGGAACUUGAUGUGAGUAAUUGCUCUCAGCUUACCAACAAGUCUUUCAAUAGAAUUCUACAGAAUUGUAAGCAGUUACGGUCAUUGAAUGCAGGGACAUGUCAUCGUGUAACAAUGCUAGAUUUGUGUGCAAAAGAUGUCUGCAGCACAGACUGUUUGAUUGGCAUUCCUUCGUUGGAGAAGCACUCUCAUGUCAGGCAAUUAAAUUUUAGUUUUUGCUCAGCAAUAACUAACGCAUGCAUGUCACAGAUUGGCCAUUACUGUCGAGAUUUGCGCACUCUCGAUCUUCAAGCGUGCUCACUUGUUACAAAUGCUGGAAUUAAGGAUAUUGUGAAAAAUUGCAAGUUUCUUAAGCAUUUAGACAUUUCGGGGGGAUCAGUGACCCAGACAAGCAGGUUGACCGAUGCCUCUCUACAAGACAUCGCAUCAUAUGGACACUCACUUGAAACUCUGGUUAUGGUGAAGAACUAUAACAUAACAGCUUGGGGUGUAUUUGAAGUUGUGAACAAGUGCCAAAGCAUUCAUUUUAUUUGUGUGGACGCUACUAAAAGGUCAAAUAUCAACAAAGAUAAAUUGAUUGCUUUGUCUGGGGAGGUUACUGGAAAGACAAUCUGCCUCCAUUUCAAAGCAAGAAUAGAAAUUACUAUUUAUCAAGAUGUAGAUUUGAAUAUAAAAUUAAGAAUGGGUAGAAUCUAGGAUGUACUUGUUACAGCUUUAAAAAUGACAAACAUAGCUUAAAAAUGAUAUCAAAGUUUGCUAAAUGCAGAUAAAACCACUGUUUCUGAACUUGUUUAAAUGUCAUAAUAAUUAAGUCUAUACACUUUCUGUAAAUCUUUACUCAAGACAGCUUCAUUUAUUUAAGUGAAUCAUGCAUUAAUUCUUCUAAACUUGCUUUUUAUACUUGAUUUUGGAAUAUCAAUAACCAUCCUAUAGUAAAAAAGAGGGAACUGGGAUUUUGAAGUUAACUGUUGGGAUGUACUAUGUCUUAACCUAUUGAAACUUUGUUUUAACAUGUUCCUAUAUGGUGCACGCCAACAUGUAUUAUUCUUGGCAUAAGCUUUACAUGGUUUACAUAGGAAUUAAAGUUUUUUUUCACUAUUUUGUUAAAAAAGUAUUUAAAGAAAUCAAUGCAAGAAUACAUGACAAGUAAGGAUCGUGUCAAAAAGGUGCCAUUUAAGGACCUAUUAUCAGUUUUGGGUGCCCCAACCUGUAUAGGUGAGAAGACUGUUAGAAGACUGUGGGGACGGUGGGGUAUGAGGAACAAUUCUUACACAGUAAUUGACAGGUUCUUGUUGAAUCAAGCACAUAAUUAUCUGAGCAUCGUAAUUCAUUAGAAUUUAAAAAAAAGUUCAAUCAACGAGAAAAAUCCAAUUGACCAACUUUGACUUAUUUGCAAAAUUUGAGAGAUUGGCCUACAAAUUGCAUGAACAGGUAUGAAAUAGUGGGUAUUAAUAGCUUAAGACAUUAUUGGCAACAUGUCUGUUUAAUUUAUAUUAUCAAUAUUGUUUAAUUAGGCAUGGAAUUUAAAUUAAAAUUAGGGGUUAAGUUCAACCGACCAGUAUUGACCAGUAAUGACCACUUCGGGAGUAUUGACUGGGGCGGUUUUAACUGGUAAAAACCGCUGGUUUAAACAGGGGGCGGUCGAUUGGUACCAAUCCUGGUUGUAGUACGUGAUUUUUAGCUCGACUGUUAUAUAUGAAUUAUAUAUAGUAGAGCUAUCCUACUCAUCCCGGCGUCUGUGUUCCAGUUAGCAUUGCAAUGUUAAAGUUUGCGUACCACCUCAAAUAUUUCCUAUGUCCUUUCACAUAUUGCUUUUAUAUUUUGCAUACUUCUUUAUCCACAUGACCCCAAUCUAUAAACAACAGCAGACAACUGUAUCAAGCAUUUUGUAAGAAUUAUGGCCCUUUUUUCACUUAGAGUAUGCAUAUUAUUGAUAAAUCUAUGUUAAAGUUUGUGUACCGC
Messenger RNA from Dreissena polymorpha, 3327 nucleotides. RefSeq names its product dynein regulatory complex subunit 6-like. The record is from RefSeq and is a predicted model, not a curated record. Gene Ontology annotation, biological process: SCF-dependent proteasomal ubiquitin-dependent protein catabolic process. Gene Ontology annotation, molecular function: protein binding. The coding region runs from base 172 to 2061 and encodes 629 amino acids. NCBI's taxonomy places the organism in Eukaryota, Metazoa, Mollusca, Bivalvia, Myida, Dreissenidae. The transcript has 2 exons. Gene Ontology annotation, cellular component: SCF ubiquitin ligase complex.